Messenger RNA from Sorex araneus (European shrew), 5991 nucleotides. RefSeq names its product mitotic deacetylase associated SANT domain protein (gene MIDEAS). Lineage: Eukaryota; Metazoa; Chordata; Mammalia; Eulipotyphla; Soricidae. Bases 1302 to 4622 code for a protein of 1106 amino acids. Gene Ontology annotation, biological process: regulation of transcription by RNA polymerase II; negative regulation of DNA-templated transcription. The record is from RefSeq and is a predicted model, not a curated record. Gene Ontology annotation, cellular component: transcription regulator complex; histone deacetylase complex. Gene Ontology annotation, molecular function: transcription corepressor activity. The transcript has 13 exons.
UUUGGGCGCAGCUCUGGGGUCCUGUGUGUGCGGGGGGGACACCAGGGCCCACAUUAAGGUUUUGGGGUGGGGGCCAUGAAUUCCUGGGAUGGAACUAGGGGCAUUGUGCCCUGAGCCAUCUCCCUGGUCUCAGAGUUUUCUUUGUGGAAGAGAGCGAUUAUGCCCUCCAACAUCACACACACAGAUACACACAGACACACACACACACACUUUCCUGGCAGGCCUGAUGGGUUUCCAAACAUUUCGUCACUGUCUCCUCCUGACCUUGGUGUGAAAGGAAAGAGCCGCGUGGCCUGUGGGUUCCAGGACAGCCAUCGGGGGGCGCCGGCCUGGACUGGGGGAGGAGGGUGGCAGCCCAGCAGAGUGGAGGUGAGGUCUGCUGGAAAUCCCCAGCCCGGGCGGCCGCCGGAGGUUUAAAGACGCCUUCCCGGCCUUAUUUGGUCGCAGGAAGUGGGCGGCGCCGGGCCUGCUGGCGGAGAGACCGAGCCGAGACAGUUGUGCUGAUGAAGUGGUAGAGCUGGUUCCUGCUCGCCGCCGCGCCGCGCGCGCCUGCCGGCCGCUGGGCGCUUCGUGCUCCCAGUCCCGAGUUGUGCAAUCCUUUGUAGCACGCCAGAGAGUCCUCCUCCUUCGCUGUUGCCUCUCGCCCUCUCUCUCUCUCUUUUUUUUUUCAAGCUGUGAGCUCAACCGAUGAGUCAGAGCAGUGCAAUCCUGACACUGCAUCGCAGGACUGGGGGUGACACGGAGGGAGAGCGAUCGCUAGGCGGACACCAGCAGCAGCGGCAGCGGCAGCGGCAGCGCGGGGUGCGCCGAGCUCCCUGCGCCGCGAGCGGGGGGUGACAGCCCGCGCGUCCCGCCCGGGCCCUGCCAACAAAACUUCCCAGCCUCGGGAGGCGCGGGCUUGGCGGAAGCCCCGCGAGCGCCGCGGGGAGGCGGACGGCGCCUGUUUGUUUUUAAAAAUCCGAGAGUGCGUGCAGGCGGCUGGAGUCUGGGAGGCGGUGGAAGGCGGCGGCCUGCGGCGGAACUGGGGACCGCCGAUGCCGGGGCUCCGACAGAAGCCGGGCGGCAGUGCCCGCAGCAGGAGCACCAUGAAGCGGGAAGUAUAGACGUGUCCAGGACUGAGGAAGAACCAGCCAUUCUUGCUCCUGGGCCGGACCCAUCCACCAGCACUUCCUUCUGCCCCUGCUCUGCCCCCGUUGGCUGCUGGGCGAGGGCCAGGCUUCCGGUGGGACCUGCGUGCCUGCGGGGGAUGGGCCAUUGGUGACCUUUGUGUUCGCACCCGCCCGAGCCCCACUGGCCACACCAUGAACCUCCAGGCCCAGCCCAAGGCUCCAGGCAGGCGAAAACGUUGCCUUUUUGGGGACCAGGAAGCGGCCACCAAGGAGCAGCCCCCGCCCCUGCCAGCCCCCCAGCCCCCCCACGCCCCUCCGCAGCCCUCCCGCGUGAAGGAGGAGCCUUACUUUGGGCACGAGGGGCCCCCGGGGGCCGCGCCUGCCUCCCAGCCCGUGGAGCUGCCCCCCGCUAACAGCCUGACGCUGCUGAACUCGGUGUUCGGGCCCGAGCGCAACACGGCGGCCAUGCUGUCGCAGCAGGUCAAGUGGCCCAACUCCAUGAUGGGUCCGGAGCGCGCAGGGGGCGCGGGGGUCAGCGACAGCGGCUGGCAACAGCAGCCGGGCCAGCCUCCCCCGCACCCUGCCUGGGGCCGCCACAGCCUGCCCCUCUACAGUGCCCCCAAGGGGACCCCGCACCCCGGCCUGGGGGUGUCCUCGUAUUAUGGACACCCAGAGACCCUGAAGCUGGAGAAAGGGGGUGCCCCGCAGCUGGACCGCUAUGGCAACGCCGUGCGGCCCAUGAUGGCCCAGAAGCUGCCCCUGGAGGUGGGGCAGCCCCAGGCGCCUCUCAACUCCUUCCACGUGGCCAAGAAGCCUCCGAACCAGACGCUGCCGCUGCAGUCCUUCCAGCUGGCCUUCGGCCACCAGGUGAACCGGCAGGUCUUCCGGCAGGGCCCGCCGCCCCCCAACGCCGUGGCCGCCUUCGCGCCCCAGAAGCAGCCGCAGCCGCAGCAGGCGGCGACCCUGCCCCAGAUGCAGCUGUUCGAGAACUUCUACCCCCUGCAGCAGCCGCCCUCGCAGCAGCCCCAGGACUACGGGCUGCAGCCGGCCCUGGGGCAGCCGCACCUCGCCCACCACGGCAUGUCCGCCUACCCCUUCGCCCCCAACCCUGACAUGAACCCCGAGCUGCGCAAGGCCCUCGUGCAGGAGGCCGCCCCGCAGCCGGCGCUACCUCAGGGCCAGCUCCCCUUCCCCCGCCGCUCCCGCCGCCUCUCCAAGGAGGGGGUCCUGCCCCCCACGGCCCUGGAAGGGGCCAGCACCCAGCCCGGGCAUGAGGCCGCCACCAACCUGUUCCUCCAUCACUGGCCCCCGCAGCAGCCCCCGCCUGGCCCGCUGGGGCCGCCCCACCCUGAGGCUCUGGGAUACCCCGUGGAGCUGAGGGAGCCCCAGCUGCUGGCCGACGGGGAGAGACUGGCCCCCAACGGUCGGGAGCGGGAGGCUCCGGCCCUGGGCGGUGAGGAGAGCAUGCGGGCCUCGGGCGCGGGGGACUGCGGGCAGGUGCUACGGGGCGGGGUGAUCCAGAGCACUCGACGGAGGCGCCGGACGUCCCAGGAGGCCAAUUUGCUGACGCUGGCCCAGAAGGCAGUGGAGCUGGCCUCGCUGCAGAACUCCAAGGAUGCCAAUGGCUCUGAGGAAAAGCGGAAGAGUGUGCUGGCCUCCACCACCGGGUGCGGGGUGGAGUUUUCUGAGCCUUCCUUGGCGGCCAAGCGAGCCCGAGAGGACAGUGGGAUGGUGCCCCUCAUCAUCCCAGUGUCCGUGCCGGUGCGGACUGCGGACCCGACUGAGCUGGCCCAGACUGGCGGUGCGGAGGAGGACGGGAAAGGGCCUGAACAGAACCCCACGGAACAUAAGCCCUCGGUCAUUGUCACCCGCCGGCGGUCCACGCGCAUCCCUGGGACUGACGGCCCUGCUCAGGCUGAAGACAUGAGCGCCAAGCUGGAAGGGGAAACUUCAGUGCGGAAGCCCAAGCGGCCGCGGCCCGAGCCCCUGAUCAUCCCCACCAAGGCCGGCACCUUCAUCGCCCCUCCUGUCUACUCCAACAUCACCCCCUACCAGAGCCACCUGCGUUCUCCUGUCCGCCUGGCCGACCACUCCUCCGAGCGGAGCUUCGAGCUGCCCCCCUACACCCCGCCCCCCAUCCUCAGCCCCGUGCGGGAAGGCUCCGGCCUCUACUUCAAUGCCAUCAUAUCAACCAACAGCAUCCCGGCCCCUCCUCCUAUCACGCCAAAGAGUGCCCACCGCACCCUGCUGCGCUCCAAUAGUGCCGAAGUUACCCCGCCUAUCCUCUCUGUGAUGGGGGAGGCCACCCCAGUGAGCAUUGAGCCGCGGAUCAACGUGGGCUCCCGCUUCCAAGCAGAAAUCCCCUGUGUGAGGGACCGGGCACUGGCAGCCGCUGACCCCCACAAGGCGGACUUGGUGUGGCAGCCGUGGGAUGACCUGGAGAACAGCCGGGAGAAGCAGAGGCAAGUUGAAGAUCUGCUGACGGCUGCCUGCUCCAGCAUUUUCCCUGGAGCGGGCACCAACCAGGAGCUGGCCCUCCACUGUCUGCACGAGUCUCGGGGGAACAUCCUGGAAACACUGAACAAGCUGCUGCUGAAGAGGCCCCUGCGGCCCCACAACCACCCACUGGCAACUUAUCACUACACAGGCUCUGACCAGUGGAAGAUGGCGGAGAAGAAGCUUUUCAACAAGGGCAUCGCCAUCUACAAGAAGGAUUUCUUCCUGGUGCAGAAGCUGAUCCAGACCAAGACCGUGGCCCAGUGUGUGGAGUUCUACUACACCUACAAAAAACAGGUGAAAAUUGGCCGCAACGGGACUCUGACCUUCGGGGACGUGGACACAAGCGAGGAGAAGUCGGCGCAGGAAGAGGUUGAAGUGGAUAUUAAGACUUCCCAGAAGUUCCCAAGGGUGCCUCCUCCCAGAAGAGAGUUCCCAAGUGAAGAGAGGCUGGAACCCAAGAGGGAAGUAAAGGAGACCAGGAAGGAGGGGGAGGAGGAGGUGCCAGAGCACCAGGAAAAGGGGGAACAGGAAGAGGGGCGAGAGCGAAGCCGGCGGGCAGCGGCUGUCAAGGCCACACAGACACUACAGGCCAAUGAGUCGGCCAGUGACAUCCUCAUUCUCCGAAGCCAUGAGCCCAAUGCCCCUGGGUCUGCGGAUCUUCAGGCUUCCGAGAAGCCAAAGGAGGGGCCAGGGAAGUCACGCAGGGCACUACCUUUCUCGGAGAAGAAGAAGAAAGCAGAGACAUUUAAUAAGAUCCAGAAUCAAGAGAACACGUUCCCUUGUAAAAAAUGUGGCAGGGUAUUCUACAAGGUAAAGAGCCGCAGCGCACACAUGAAGAGCCACGCGGAGCAGGAGAAGAAGGCGGCCGCGCUCCGGCAGCAGGAGAAAGAGGCCGCGGCUGCUGCCGCCGCGGCUGCAGCCACCACAGCUGCAGCCACCACAGCGACCACGGCCAGUGCCUCCCCUCUGCAGCCGGCCCUGCGGGAGGAGAGCGGCGCGGGCGAGAGGGGCUGAUGCCCAGGACCAGCGCCUCUCCCUGGGCCCUGCAGAGGGCAUCCGGAGAUAGCACGUGGACUUCUCUCUGAGAAACAAAUAAGACGAUAAAAUAAACAGCUCUUUUAUUUAUAAAGGCCCGGGAGCGGUGAUCAAGGCCUGCAGGAUCCAGUUCUCUUUGCAUUCGGUCUGUCCGAAGUCGUCCUCAUGCUUUCUCGGAACCGUGAGCGUCCCUGCUCACCCUCCAGCCGCCACUGCCGCUGCCUUUCUCGCUCGGACCUCUGCGAGCCUUUUCCCUUCUCCGCUCCGCCUUUCCUGGGUCGCCACAGCGAGCCAAGCACAAGCGCACCUCGUUCCAGCAUUAGCCACCCCCCCAAGACCCCCCCAUCCCUGGAAACUGCACAGGCUGCACAGGCCCUGCCCUGAGUUCCGUGGGGCAGGCCCCCUCUGAGAGGGGGUCAGCCUGUCCACUGCACAAGCAUGUCCAGGCCUCAGCUGCUCCGGAGGCCCCCUCCUCAGCCUCCUCCUCCUCAGAAGUGGAGUUACCGGAAGACCUGCGGGGAGAGAGGACAGAUGCCUUUGCUGCUUGCCGUGCCGGCAGCCCUCCUGGGGCUGGAAUUCUUUCUCUGUUGUCUGGGGACCCCGCGGCCUCUCGGAAGCACUCAGCCUGCCGGAGGGAGCCGUGCAGAUGAUGGGAGCUGCAGGCCUAGGCCCGGGGGAGCCGAUCUGUCUCCAGCCGGUUGCCAAAUACCGAGAGGUCCGCGGGAAUUUAGUGCAGGCCUCUGUGGUGCCACUUCCUGUGUGCCAGCUCUCCUCAGUAGCCACCUAACCCCACCUGGUCCUGUGCUGAUCGCUGCAGCUAAGCCCCGCCCCCAAGCCCCCCUUUCUGCAUGCUGGAGAUUUCUGGAUCCUUCCCUGGGAGGGCGGGGUCACCUCACCAGGUCGGACAGGAGCCUUCAUUCCUUGCCUUCUGUCAUUUGGGAGCUAUUUAUUUAUUCUUAAUAUUUAAUUUUUUUUUUAACAUCCUCUCAGGGACCAGGGGCCUCCUGCUUUCCAGAGGCCCAAGUGCGUUUAUCCCCAAACCAGGCACCUUGACCAUUGCUUUCCCCGCUUCCCACCCUCAUCCCCUUCCCAAGGCCCCUUGGUCCCUUUGCUCUGGAAGCUCUGCCACUAGGAACAAUAGUAGCCCUGAAAGAGGUGCAGAGGUGGAGGACUCCUCCCUCCACAUGCCCAAAAACACAAAGCCACACAGACUGGCAGGAGCUGAACGGUGGGGGCGGGGCGGGGGCGGGUUAAAAAGCACCUUUUCAGCUGUGCUUUCCCAUUGGCUGGAAGCUGGAAGUCUGGGGUGGUUUCUGGUUUCAAGGAUCCAUAUUUAGCGUGGAGUUCU